CAGAUCUCCCCGCUACCCUAGCGAGAAAUCAGGGCCCAGCGGCGUGGGGACACGCGAGGCCCAGCUCCUGGGCGCCACCACCAGCCGGGCCUCGCCCUGGAGCACAAAGUUUGAGGCCCGGAGACGCGGGAUCGGAUCCUGGCGGAGACCCGCGAGGCCACGUGGCCGAGGAGGCCGGGGGCGGGGCGGGCUGACAGCUGGGGGGACCGGCUCCGCGGUGCCCGCUCCCCGCUCCCCUCCCCCGGAGUGGGGGUGUGCACGUGGGGGGAGGGCGCCCGUCCCGUGUCUCCGGGAGGGGGGGGGAAACGCCUUUAAGCCGAAACCCCGCCCCUCGGUCGUCAUGGCAACGCCUCCCCCCCCCACCCGGGGCUCCCACAUUUCAGCCGGUGCUGGAGCCGCAGCGCCCGCUGCCACCCGAGCCUCCGGUUCCUCGGGCCCCGCGCUGCCCCCUCCUCCCGGCGGAGCCCACCGGGGCGCGGCUCCGACCCCUCCCUGCGCCCCCCCAGGAGCCUCGCCCCUGCUGGGCCUCCUCCCCCCAGGGUCCGGCCCCGCUCCGCCCUCCCGCCCGCCCGUCCACCUGUUUCCCCGUGUCGCGGCAUCCUGAUCCCCGCUGCGGUGUCGGGGCCAUGGCGGGUCUGGGCCCCGGCGGAGGCGACUCGGAGGGGGGACCCCGACCCCUGUUCUGCAGAAAGGGGGCUCUGAGGCAGAAGGUGGUCCACGAAGUCAAGAGCCACAAGUUCACCGCCCGCUUCUUCAAGCAGCCGACGUUCUGUAGCCACUGCACUGACUUCAUCUGGGGUAUUGGAAAACAGGGCCUGCAGUGUCAAGUCUGCAGCUUUGUGGUGCAUCGACGAUGCCACGAAUUUGUGACCUUCGAGUGUCCAGGAGCUGGGAAGGGCCCCCAGACGGACGACCCCCGGAACAAGCACAAGUUCCGCUUGCACAGCUACAGCAGCCCUACGUUCUGCGACCACUGUGGCUCCCUCCUCUACGGGCUGGUGCACCAGGGCAUGAAGUGCUCCUGUUGCGAGAUGAACGUGCACCGGCGCUGCGUGCGCAGCGUGCCCUCUCUGUGCGGCGUGGACCACACCGAGCGCCGCGGCCGUCUGCAGCUGGAAAUCCGGGCUCCCACCUCGGACGAGAUCCACAUCACUGUUGGUGAGGCCCGUAACCUCAUUCCUAUGGACCCCAAUGGUCUGUCUGAUCCCUAUGUGAAACUGAAGCUCAUCCCAGACCCUCGCAACCUGACAAAGCAGAAGACCCGGACUGUGAAAGCUACACUCAACCCCGUGUGGAACGAGACCUUUGUGUUCAACCUGAAGCCUGGGGACGUGGAACGCAGGCUCAGCGUGGAGGUGUGGGACUGGGACCGGACAUCUCGAAACGAUUUCAUGGGCGCCAUGUCCUUUGGCGUCUCGGAACUGCUCAAGGCACCUGUGGACGGCUGGUACAAGUUACUGAACCAGGAGGAGGGUGAAUAUUACAAUGUGCCGGUGGCCGAUGCUGACAACUGCAGCCUCCUCCAGAAGUUUGAGGCCUGUAACUAUCCCCUGGAAUUGUAUGAGCGAGUGCGGAUGGGCCCCUCUUCCUCCCCCAUCCCGUCCCCGUCCCCCAGCCCCACAGACUCCAAGCGCUGCUUCUUCGGGGCUGGCCCUGGACGCCUGCACAUCUCCGACUUCAGUUUCCUCAUGGUCCUAGGAAAAGGCAGUUUUGGGAAGGUGAUGCUGGCCGAGCGCAGGGGCUCCGACGAGCUCUAUGCCAUCAAGAUCCUGAAGAAGGAUGUGAUCGUCCAGGACGACGACGUGGACUGCACCCUCGUGGAGAAGCGCGUGCUGGCCCUGGGGGGCCGCGGUCCUGGGGGCCGGCCUCACUUCCUCACCCAGCUGCACUCCACCUUCCAGACACCGGAUCGCCUGUACUUCGUGAUGGAGUAUGUCACCGGCGGUGACUUGAUGUACCACAUUCAGCAGCUGGGCAAAUUUAAGGAACCCCACGCAGCGUUCUACGCAGCAGAAAUCGCCAUUGGCCUGUUUUUCCUUCACAACCAGGGCAUUAUCUACAGGGACCUGAAGUUGGAUAAUGUGAUGUUGGAUGCAGAGGGGCACAUCAAGAUCACUGACUUCGGCAUGUGUAAAGAAAACGUCUUCCCUGGGACCACAACCCGCACCUUCUGCGGCACUCCAGAUUACAUAGCUCCGGAGAUCAUUGCCUACCAACCCUAUGGCAAGUCUGUUGACUGGUGGUCAUUCGGGGUCCUGCUGUAUGAAAUGCUGGCAGGACAGCCACCCUUUGAUGGUGAGGAUGAAGAGGAGCUGUUUCAGGCCAUCAUGGAGCAAACUGUCACCUACCCCAAGUCCCUUUCCCGGGAAGCCGUGGCCAUUUGCAAGGGGUUCCUGACUAAGCACCCCGGCAAGCGCCUGGGGUCAGGCCCAGACGGUGAACCCACUAUCCGAGCACACGGCUUCUUCCGCUGGAUUGACUGGGAACGACUGGAGCGAUUGGAGAUCGCGCCCCCGUUCAGACCGCGCCCGUGUGGCCGCAGUGGGGAAAACUUUGACAAGUUCUUCACGCGGGCGGCGCCGGCGCUGACGCCCCCAGACCGCCUGGUCCUGGCCAGCAUCGACCAGGCGGACUUCCAGGGCUUCACCUACGUCAACCCCGACUUCGUGCACCCCGACGCCCGCAGCCCCACGAGCCCGGUGCCCGUGCCCGUCAUGUAACCUCCCUGCCGCCGCUAGGUGUCGCCAGCGCCCCGCCGCCCUCGUUCUCCACCCCGCACCCCGCAUUCAGCCUCCGCCCCCGGGGUUCGAGGCGACCCCUGAGCGUUUCCGGCACUUCAGACUCCACGCGGCCUGGAGCCGCACGGGUUCGAGGCUCUGCCCUGCCCAGCCCCGUAGUCCCCAGGUCCUGGUCCCUGUGCCGGCCUCCUCCCUGCCAGGCCCGGCUAGACCCCGCC
Perognathus longimembris pacificus (Pacific pocket mouse) is the source of this 2956-nucleotide messenger RNA. RefSeq names its product protein kinase C gamma (gene Prkcg). The record is from RefSeq and is a predicted model, not a curated record. The transcript is spliced from 18 exons. NCBI's taxonomy places the organism in Eukaryota, Metazoa, Chordata, Mammalia, Rodentia, Heteromyidae. Gene Ontology annotation, biological process: protein phosphorylation. Gene Ontology annotation, molecular function: diacylglycerol-dependent serine/threonine kinase activity; ATP binding; zinc ion binding. The coding region runs from base 627 to 2720 and encodes 697 amino acids.